Messenger RNA from Cydia amplana, 4417 nucleotides. RefSeq names its product protein PALS1 (gene sdt). Gene Ontology annotation, molecular function: protein binding. Gene Ontology annotation, biological process: establishment or maintenance of epithelial cell apical/basal polarity; protein localization to plasma membrane; establishment or maintenance of polarity of embryonic epithelium. The transcript is spliced from 20 exons. NCBI's taxonomy places the organism in Eukaryota, Metazoa, Arthropoda, Insecta, Lepidoptera, Tortricidae. Gene Ontology annotation, cellular component: adherens junction; plasma membrane. Bases 671 to 4414 code for a protein of 1247 amino acids. The record is from RefSeq and is a predicted model, not a curated record.
CGUUAAAAAAUUAUCGUUUCACUUCAACUUAGAAAUGUUACCGGGAGCACAUGGAAUAGUGAAUGGCGGCGUAUCUGUGGGAGUUAAGGGAUGCUGGGAAGGGAGCAUUAUUGAUCGUGCGAAAAUGGGAUGGACGUAUCCAUUCGCGCCGAGCACCCAGUCCGCGGACGUGGGACCGUCGUCUCAACCUCAAAAACACGCAUUUAGGCCUUAAACGUUAGUUUAAUAAACCGAAAUACCACAAAACGGUUCCCGCUGGAGCGUUCGCGACUCAAAAACCAAAUGCUAACACCGCGCGCGUUUGAAAAACCCAAAAAACCGAAACACCAACUACAAAACCAGCAUGACCAGUGAUUUCAACUAUCUUCGACCAAAAAUCUCGUCAAUACGCUUAAAUAUCAAUAAUUAGGCACCGAUGGCUUGCAUAGUGAUAAAAAAUCAUGUGUUUUAAGUGCCGUGUGUUGUAAGGAACGGACGAUAAAGUGACAUGGCUGAAAUAUUCUCGCCUGGAUAAGUGAGAAAUGUGUUCAAGCAAAAUGUGUGGGAUAAAUUCCUUUUCUAAACGUAAAUUCUGUUUAAAAUGGUGCUGGAGGAAGCGUUGGCCUAGGCUGGCGCCGCGUGAACGUUCCUUAUAAAACUAGUUUACUUAUAAUUAAAAAUUAACCUCAAGAUGAAUUCAUUUAAUGCCCCGACGACCCAAAUAAACGCAAUAGACAAAAUGACAACAGUUAAAUCGAAAUCGGUGGACCUGGAGGGAUAUGUUAUCAUUGUGGCCCAGACCAAGGAUAACAAAGUCAAGUUGUAUGGCUCCCCGUCCGCCGGCAACAUGGACAACCUCGAGCUCGCCGACGAAAUCAUGGACGUGAACGAGACGCGGCUGGACGAGAUGAACCACACGGAGGUCAUCGGACACAUCCAUGAGUGCAUCUCGUCCUGUCUCAUCAAACUCCGAGUUAAGCGACGUAGCGAAACGAAACUAUUAUCGGACAUCGGACUCAGCAACAUCCAGGAUGCGUUCCUCAUCGCGGUCGAGGAGCAGGCGGCGCAGCGCCUGCAGAGGCUGUCGGCCCUCAAGCGGAUCACCCCGGUGGACAUGUCCAAGCUGUCUGUAGAGUUGAAUCGCCGAAAACGAACGCAGCCCGAGAACCGGCAAGAGUUGAACGGCUACAUAGGCAACUCCACCGUCUACGUCACCUCCAUCAACGAGGACGGAGCCAUCGAGACCAAACCCACCAUCUCAUCCCCCAAGUCACUCCCCAGAUCCCUCCAGGCCAAACCCACCCCCAUCAUAGCCAACGGAAUAGACAAAAAAGAACCUAUCAAAGAAGUUGUCGAAGUUAAAGUGGAACCGGAGAAACAUGAGAAGGACAUUAGUGAGAAAAGUUUGAAAAUUAAAGUGGAUAGUGUUGAUAGUGAGGUGAAUAGUGAGAAGGAUCUUUACAGUGUUGCCAGGGAGCACCUCAGUAACGGCAGGUGCGAGAAGCUGAUUGGGGAGCCUGAUUAUAAGAUCAGGGCGUCGGCUGUUGUGGAGAAUAAUAAGCUUGGACCAGGGGAGAAAGGACCGCGGCGCCGCUCGGGCUCGAGCAUCGUGGUGCUGGGCGCCGAGGACGAGAAGCGACCGCCGCCGGAUGACGACAAAGACAUGCUUACUAUGCUGUCCCUCUCCGCAGACACCGGUCCUCACCGCGAGAUGGCGGUGGACGUUCCGGACAGCUUCAUCGCGCGCAACAAGACGCCGCCCCGCUACCCGCCGCCCCGCCCGCCGCAGGUACGCCUGCGCCCCUCCAGGGACGACGAGACCCUCCUGCUGUCCUCGGGCUCCGGAACCAGCUUCGGUAGCAAGCACUCCGUCCUACAGAGCGCCGUCGACUCCGGACCUAGCUCCCACGGAUCCAGCUACAAAAACAACAGCACCAUGGAACUGUUAUCAGGACCACAGAGCUCAGAGGGAUCCGGAACUAGCUUUGGAAGCAAAAAAUCAAAAGGCUCAUCAGAAACGGCCAAAUGCGACUUGCUAUCCGACAGAGGAUCAGUCGCAUCGAACACUACACACACUUUAAGCGACCACAAGAUCCAACUUCUCAUUUCUAAUGGCGACGAUUCUUUGCUAGAUUGUAGAGAAGGCGUGUCAUACUCGGCGCGGACGGAUUCUGUGCUCAUACGAGAAGCGGUCUACGCGUCUUACAAUCUCCCUCCUGGCUUCGACACAACGCCAGUACUUCUCGGGAGGGAGGUGGCGGUGGAUGUCCCGGAUUCGUUUGUCCAGAUUGUGAAAACCACCCCGAAAUAUCCGGGUACCGUGGACAGACAGAGCUUGCAGCAGGUGAACGGCACCGCGAAGACAGCCGCCCCCGCCAUCCCCCCGCGCGAGGCGCCCCGCGACGCACCCCCGCGGCCGCCCGCACACGAUGUCACUAAAGAGCAGAUGGAGUCUAUCAAGAAAUAUCAGGAACAGCUUCGACAACGCAAAGAGGCGGAGGAACGCGCGGCGGCCCAGAACGAGUUCCUACGCACCUCGCUCCGCGGGUCCAACAAGCUCCAGGCCUUGGAGUCCACGCCCACCGGUGGGACAGCAUUCGUCAACGAUGCCUACGACCCGUACGAUGACGAGCUGGAUGGCGAGACGACGCUCUACAAUAUUGUCGAUUACCAAGAAGUAUCAUCAGCUCUCACUCGCAUCCAGAAGGCGCUCGGGGCAGCCGGGGAGUCGGCGCUGGCGGCGCGGGUGGCGGGCGCGGCCAGCGCUCUGCUGUGCCCCGAGCUGCGUACUGCGUUAGGCACGAGGACCGCUGUGCUGACGGCAGCGAGGCAUGAGCGGCCUGGGCUAUCGCCGCCGGUUACACAUAGGGCCACGGAGCGGCUAAAAGAAUGUAUGGACGUAGUAGGCGCUCAUACAACUACCGGCGGAGUGGCGGCGGCGCUCUGUGCCGAACUUCUAGCUGCAUUGGGAGGUCUAGAGCUAGAGUCGCUUCUACAAGCACAUGACCAAGCUGCAGCGCUGCUGGACCCCACUAGCUUCACGAGGAAGAGAAAUAAGACUGGCAACAAUCUAAAUCACAAAGACGACAAAGCUUUAACUGCGCCCGACGACCCCGGCGAGCACAUCAAAAUCAUCAAAAUAGAAAAGACUAAUGAACCACUUGGUGCUACAGUGAGAAAUGAAGGAGAGGCGGUUAUUAUCGGUAGGAUAGUGCGCGGCGGCGCGGCCGAGAAGUCAGGGUUAUUGCACGAGGGAGACGAGCUUCUAGAAGUAAACGGCGUGGCCAUGCGCGGCAAGUCGGUGCACGAGGUGUGCAGCGUGCUGGGCGCGCUGUCGGGCACGCUGGCCAUGGUGGUGGCGGCGCGGGCCGGCGCGCACGUGCGGCCCGCCGCGCCGCGCGUGCUGCACGUGCGCGCGCACUUCGACUACGACCCCGAGGACGACGUCUACAUACCGUGCCGGGAGCUAGGUAUCAGCUUCCAAAAGGGCGACGUUCUGCACGUGAUCAGCAGAGAGGACCCGAACUGGUGGCAGGCGUUCCGAGAGGGCGAGGAGGACCAGACCCUCGCCGGACUUAUCCCUAGCCAGGCCUUUCAACACCAACGGGAGUCCAUGAAGCUGACGCUGGCCGGCGAAGUGGCGGCCCGGGACAAGCCGCGGAAGGGCGGCACGCUGCUCUGCGCCAAGAAACCGCCGCGCAAGAAGAAAGGCAAGAAGGCCACCAGCGAGGCCGGGUACCCGCUCUACUCCACCUCCACCGGCGAAGGUGAGGAUUACGAACAAGAAGAGAUCCUAACAUAUGAAGAAGUAGCGUUAUACUACCCGCGCGCGUCACACAAGAGGCCAAUAGUGCUAAUCGGGCCUCCAAACAUCGGCCGGCACGAACUCAGACAGAGACUGAUGGAAGACAGCGAGAGAUUCGCAGCUGCCGUACCACACACGUCACGGCCCCGGAAAGACCACGAGGUGCCGGGACAGGACUACCACUUCAUCUCGCGCACGCAGUUCGAGGCCGACAUACUGAACAGGAAGUUCGUCGAGCACGGGGAGUACGAGAAGGCUUAUUAUGGCACAUCCCUAGAAGCGAUCCGCGAAGUAGUCAACUCCGGGAAGAUCUGCGUGUUGAACCUGCACCCGCAGUCGCUCAAGAUCCUGCGGACGUCGGACCUGAAGCCCUACACGGUGUUCGUGGCGCCGCCCAGCUUGGAGAAGCUGAGGCAGAAGAAGAUUAGGAAUGGGGAGGCGUUUAAGGAGGAGGAGCUGAAAGAGAUAAUAGCGACAGCGCGCGACAUGGAGCUCCGCUGGGGCCACCUGUUCGACAUGAUCAUCAUCAACAACGACACGCAGCGCGCCUACCAGCAGCUGCUCAACGAGAUCAACAGCCUGGAGCGCGAGCCGCAGUGGGUGCCGGCGCACUGGCUCAAGCACACCUAGCGC